This is a messenger RNA of Verticillium dahliae VdLs.17, 1470 nucleotides long. RefSeq names its product amino acid transporter. Gene Ontology annotation, biological process: amino acid transmembrane transport. Gene Ontology annotation, cellular component: vacuolar membrane. The coding region runs from base 1 to 1470 and encodes 489 amino acids. The transcript is spliced from 2 exons. The record is from RefSeq and is a predicted model, not a curated record. Lineage: Eukaryota; Fungi; Ascomycota; Sordariomycetes; Glomerellales; Plectosphaerellaceae. Gene Ontology annotation, molecular function: amino acid transmembrane transporter activity.
AUGGACCACGACGAGAUUGUUCAAUCGCGCUACGCCGAUGCCAACAGCGAGAAGAAGGCUCAAGACGUUAAGCAGGCCGAGGACAGCGAAAACAUGGCACAGGAGGAAGCCAUCGCGCCUCAAUUCUCCCGAGGUGCGCCCUUCGGCGAGGUCGUCGGCGAGGUCACCGACCUCAACCGUGCCGACCUGGAGAAGCAGAAGGCCGCCGAAGGCUCGGCACAUUUCCACCGACUCGGCUGGAAGCGCCUUACCAUUGUCCUUAUCGUUGAGGCCAUCGCCCUCGGCAGUCUCAGCAUCCCCUCUGCGUUUGCGACUCUCGGCAUGGUCGCCGGUGUCAUUCUCUGUGUCGGUCUCGGUCUUGUUGCCAUCUACACCAGCUAUGUCGUUGGUCAGGUCAAGCUCAAGUACCCUCACGUCUCACACUAUGCUGACGCUGGUCGCCUCAUCAUGGGUCGCUUCGGCUACGAGCUCGUCGGUGCCAUGUUCGUCCUGCAGCUAACGUUCCUCGUCGGAUCGCACUGUCUGACGGGCACCAUCGCCUUUCUCAAUCUGACAGAAAACGGCGCUUGCUCCCUGGUGUUCGGCGUUGUCUCGGCCAUUAUCCUCCUCAUUCUUGCGGUCCCACCUUCGUUCGCCGAGGUAGCCAUUCUCGGCUACAUCGACUUCGUAUCGAUCGUCCUCGCCAUUGGAAUUACCAUCAUCGCGACCGGUGUCCAGCGCGGCGACAUCACCACGGCUGCCUGGUCUGCCUGGCCCAAGGAGAGCAUCACAUUCGCCGAGGCCUUCAUCGCCAUCACCAACAUUGUGUUCGCCUACAGCUUCGCCGUUUGCCAGUUCUCCUUCAUGGACGAAAUGCACACCCCCAAGGACUACGUCAAGUCGAUCUGGGCCCUCGGCAUCAUCGAGAUUUUCAUUUACACUCUCACCGGCGCCCUGAUCUACGCCUUCGUGGGCCAGGAGGUCCGCUCGCCGGCCCUUUUGUCCGCCGGCCCCACCGUCUCCAAGAUUGCCUUUGGCGUCGCGCUUCCCGUCAUCUUCAUUUCCGGCUCAAUUAACACCACCGUUGUUGGUCGCUACAUUCAUGGACGCAUGUACAAGGAUUCAAUUGUCCGCUACAUCAACACCAAGAUGGGCUGGAUCACUUGGCUGGCGCUCAUCACCGUCAUCACCGUUAUCGCGUGGAUUAUCGCGGAGGCCAUUCCCUUCUUCUCCGAGCUCCUGUCCAUCAGCUCGUCUCUCUUCAUCUCCGGGUUCACCUUCUACUUCCCCGCCAUCAUGUGGUUCAUGCUGAUCAAGGAGGGCAAGUGGAACGCCAAGGAGAACCUUCUCAAGUCUGCGGGUAACGGCCUGGCGUUUGUCAUUGGUAUCGUCGUGCUGGUUUGCGGUACCUACGCCAGUAUCGAGGAAAUUAACCUGAAGUUCCGCAAUGGCACUGUCAGCAGCCCUUUCAGCUGCGCCCCCUUGGCUUGA